AUGCAUUUCGAACUAUCGCCCGGCUCCUCGCCCUCCAAGUCGAUUCCUAUCAGCACUUCGCCUAGGACCAUGGCUUCUCCCACCGAGUCCCUCUACAGCAACUACUCUUGCGAGUCGAGCUCACGCCGUGGCUCCUCGUGCGCUUACCCAUCAUGGCCGACAGGGCCCUCGCUCGAGUACCGCGGCACGCCUUCAUCCUACAUCAGUGACGCCGACCUGUUUGGCGAGGACUUUGACGACGAGUUCUCCAGCCCAUUUCUCCAGGAAGCCCCAGCGCCACCACGAGUGCCACCCAUGACGCAGGCAUUCCCCGUCUUGCCACCACUCUACGCACCCAAGAAGCCCAAGAGCGAGCGCCGUCGCAGCAGCGGCCGCAAGCAGCGCCGCACUUCGAAGCCCAUGACUCCCAUUGCCGAGUCACCAGAGCAAGUCGAGUGA
This is a messenger RNA of Cucurbitaria berberidis CBS 394.84, 438 nucleotides long. RefSeq lists its product as uncharacterized. The record is from RefSeq and is a predicted model, not a curated record. The transcript has a single exon. NCBI's taxonomy places the organism in Eukaryota, Fungi, Ascomycota, Dothideomycetes, Pleosporales, Cucurbitariaceae. Bases 1 to 438 code for a protein of 145 amino acids.